Molecule: messenger RNA, 1624 nt
Organism: Carassius gibelio (silver crucian carp)
Lineage: Eukaryota; Metazoa; Chordata; Actinopteri; Cypriniformes; Cyprinidae
Product: kazal-type serine protease inhibitor domain-containing protein 1-like
Exons: 4
Coding region: 149-1045 (298 amino acids)
Biological process (GO): regulation of cell growth; regulation of signal transduction
Cellular component (GO): extracellular region
Molecular function (GO): insulin-like growth factor binding
Source: RefSeq, a predicted model, not a curated record
GGAUAGCUGCAUUUAUUUUCUUUCAGCCACAGAUGGUUUCAGAGGCUGAGAGGCUGCAGUGGAGACAGUCGGGGAUGAAGCCGCAGCUUUUGGGAAAAAGUUGCAUUUAUUGCAUGCAUAGCCUGGCCACGAGACAUAAGCUCUCAAGAUGUUAAUGCACACGGUUAUGUUUGCCGUUUUGGUUCUGAGCAUCAGACCUGCAGACGGUUUCCCCAAUUACAAAGAUGACUACAUGGACGAGGACCUGGCCACCUUUGACUAUUACAAAGGCACGGAUGAGUUUGACGAGGGGAACAGAACCCAGGAGUGUGAGGAGUGUGUGUCGGAGCUGUGCCCGCUGCCGCUGGGCUGUAGAGCGGGGCUGGUGCGGGACAGCUGCGGCUGCUGUUCUCAGUGCGCCAACCUGGAGGGACAGACCUGUGACCUCGGCCAGAGAAACGUCUAUUACGGACUGUGCGGAGAGAACCUGGAGUGCAAACUGGACCGGUCGGAUGGAGCGGACGCAGAGGAGCCAGAAGCUCAGUGUGUGUGUUUGUCCCAGAAACCUCUGUGUGGCUCAGACGGACAGACUUACAUGAACAUCUGCAAAUAUAAAGAAGCGGCUUAUUCUAAUCCUGGACUCAAUGUGAGCGACGGGCCGUGCAGGACAGUCCCCAUUAUCAAGGUGCCACCGCAUAAUCUGGUAAAUGUAACAGGCAGCAGUAUAGCAUUUCUCUGUGAAGUGUUUGCAUUUCCCAUGGCACUAGUGGAAUGGAGGAAAGAUGGAAAAGAGGUCAUUUUACCUGGUGAUGAUCCCCACAUAUCUGUUCAGUCACGAGGUGGCCCUCAGAAAUAUGAACUUUCCAGUUGGCUGCAGAUCGAAGAGGCCAGUCAGAUGGAUUCUGGCACAUACAGGUGCAUCGCUCGAAAUGAGCUUGGCCUCGUCUCAGCCACAGCAAUUUUAGGAGUCCUCCCACCAGAUGAGAUGUCUACCUAUUUGGAACAAAACUUGAAUGAAAUGAUGAGCUAUGACCGAAUGCAGGACUAUGACAGGGAUUAUUACUAGACUUCAGAUCCCGACACCCUCAAGAAGAAAAACAAUCUCUAUUUUACUUUUAGCCAUUCAGUUUGAGACAUGGGAAGAAGACACUCAAGCAAUGACUGUUAAAAAAAAAUAGUAAGCCUGUAAAAAAAAACAUCGCCCUCUAGAGCUUUUUCGACAUCUGGAUAAUCAAACAUGGAGACGUAGAGGAAGAAUCUUAAAUAAAUUCCCAAUGGCACAGGCCUCUGAAAUGGAUGAAAAACACACAAUGAGAGAGUGGAGUAGUUUGGAAGCUGCUAGAAGCUCUGAAAUUCAGUACAGAGUGUAGCUACUGGAGCUGAAUGUCUCUUUUGUUUCUGUGGAAUUUGAAUGUGAGCUGCACGAUCAUGAAAAAUACAUAUUUGUUUUUUGAUAUUUUCGUAUUAUAAUCGCAGUUCUAAACCUUACUUUUUAUGUGUUAUACAGUAAAUAUACCAUUUUAAAUAUACUGAAAUGGAAUGCUAUAAUUGUCCCUUUCACAUACAUUUAAUUGCAGAAGCUGUAAUUGUAUUGAUAAAAAAGUAUAACAUUUAUACAAAAUCUCAAUAAAACAAUUCUAGUUGA